This is a messenger RNA of Prorocentrum cordatum, 1671 nucleotides long. The record is from the annotation of a GenBank genome assembly. Lineage: Eukaryota; Dinophyceae; Prorocentrales; Prorocentraceae.
CCGACUGCGGCAGUCCUGGAGGCCGUGGCGGCCUCGCUUGAGGCGGAGCGGGCAGCAGUGUACGCUCGUAACCUCUCGGGCCGCUUGGACGACGUCUCGAGGCUGCACGCGGAGGUCUCCUCGUUGGCAUCGCAGCUGCGCGAGGUGCGCGCCCAGCAGACCAGCAGGGCCUGGACGUGGGCUCGUUCUACGUACACUCGAUCGGAUAGGUGUCGACUGGGAUCCUCGCCCAGGUUGUCAGCGCCUGCAGUCACCGCCGCCUUCGACAUGACGCUGCUGCCACGUCUGCACCUGUACAUGUCGGAGGGGAGCGCCGCAGAGGCGGGGGAGUUCUUCAGCGAACGGCUGCCAGGCCGUGUCUUUACCUUUCACUGUGAGGACGACCGCAGUGUCUGGCACGAACGGGUGCUGAUCUGGCCCGCCGUCGCGCAGCAGCCUCCUACGAAGCGGACCAUCGUGACGCCCGAUGACGACGUCUACGACGAGGAGAUCGCUUCAGGCGCUGGCGGCGGCGGGCCGAGCAUAGUGUCGCUGACGUUCGGCGCGGCGCCUGCUCGCCAGCGCCCUGCUGGGCGUGUGCAUCGCUCCCACAGCUACCCCACGGAGGCCGAGUCGCUGGACUUGGUGUGCGCCGCCAGGCGGGGUGUCCGUGCUGCUGGCCUCGGGGUGGCGGAGCCUUCGCUGUCCGUGCUGGUGACGCAGUGGGCGGUCCCUGGCUUCUACCAUUGCCUCGAUUGCAAGGCCCCAGGGCAUCCGCCCACGACCGCCAGCGCCGUGCUGCAGGGAGGGCCACAUCUCCCACCGUCGGUGCCUACGCCGCCGGGACUGGAGGGCAAGGCUGACGACGGGGAACCGCUGCCCGUAGAGGGCACCGCCACGCCGCCACCUGGGCCCGUCGGCGUCCGCGCGCCCGCAUGCGCGGAGCCGCCGCCGCCUGGCACCACCUGGGUCGCCAGCAAGGCUGCGGGCGCCGAGAUCCAGCAUAGGGACGAGAUCUCGCCGUCAGUUUGGGACGUGAUUUGGGGCGAGGGCGAGCUCUACGAUCUCCCCACUGGCUUCAUUGUGCCCACGGAGCUGGUGCCAUCGGCCUCCGCCAUUCACCAGCCAGCUGAGAGGGACGAUGACGCUCGCCUCCUAUGCACACUGACGAGGAACCACGAGGGGCGGCACCAUCGUGUGCUCGGCGAGUCGGUGAAUCAGAUGCGGCAGGAAGCGCGCGAAUAUUUUCCUUUGGCUCGAGAGCGCAGCUACGAGUGGCUGUGCGAGUACAGCGUCGAGCACGGCGGCACCUCAGAUGGCCGCCCAGCAAAGUGGAUGAGCGAGAGCGGCUGCGCGAAGGACUCGGCGGCGGUCCACUUCUACGACCUCCUAGGGCUCUCGGUCGAUCUGGCUCAGACUUGCGAUGAGGUCGACGGGUCGGACUUGGCCUGCAUGGAGGCGUUCGCUCGCACUUACCCGUUGGUGGAGGAGACCGCGGGCAGCAUCGAGAUCGAGGGCGUCGAGCACCACGUCGGGCACGCGAAGCAAAGCACCCGACGCGGUGUCGCGCUGGCGCCGGGACAGGCGAAGUACGCGACGGAACAGUUGGCCAAGGAGACCGAGAUCCAGAAGCAGCAGUUGAUGGCGCGCGAGGAGAAGAGCGCCCUCGCUGGCAAGAAGGCACAGGGGUGA